Cinara cedri is the source of this 5669-nucleotide messenger RNA. Lineage: Eukaryota; Metazoa; Arthropoda; Insecta; Hemiptera; Aphididae. The record is from the annotation of a GenBank genome assembly.
AGUCAACGGCGCAGUGGCUACUGUCACUACGUUUUUUUUUUUUCAUUAUUCGUUUCCCCUCCCUCCCGUCCCCCACCAGUACGAUUACCUACCUUCAUCGUUUUGCGACGAAUGUCGAGUAUAACGACCAGUCGACACUGAUUCGACUGUCGAAACGACUAACAAGCACAACCGACAACAACUACGACGACGACGACAACAACAACAACAACAACUGUGUGUGUGUUUAUUUAUCAGCGUUCGUCGGCAAUUCAAAACAAAGAACAAACAACAGAACACGGCCGCCGCACAGAACAAACGAUUGUGCCCUCGUUUGCGUCGCCGUACGCAGUCCCAGUAAUUGGAUCAAAUGAUCGUCCCUCUAGUUUUCCGCCGUCAUUGAAUUCCCGAACGCCGAACACUGUACGUAUGAAUAAUGAGUAGUGGGUCUGACAGUCCGAGUUACAGCCUGCUAUUCUUCCGUCCGAAACGAAAUUUCGCGUACAUUUAAUAUUUAUUUAUAAUGUUUUUUAUGGCCUUACAUGUCUAGUUGUUUAAAAUUUAAAAAAAAAAAAAAAUUAUUACAUUAUACUAUAAUAUUUUCUUCCCUCAGCGCUGUUACGCGGCAAAGGCUGCUGGAAAUCAAGAAAUUUUAACGUUUGCACCUACAAUACGCCACAGCCAUCAUGUACUCUUCGUAUCAAAUAAUAUUGGCUAUUGGAAUGGUCAUUACGGGAUCUAUAAAUACACUCAGUGUCAAGUAAGUUAAACCGACAUAAUGUUAUGUUAUAAUAUAUUCUAAUAAUUAGGUAUCCGAUACCAAGUAGUUACCUAUAGUAUUGUGCAUAAUCAAUGUCUGUGUACACUCAAUGUGUAGUGUACGCCUAAUGUCAUGCUAUUCACUUAAAACACCAAUGCUGAAUGAUAAUUUGAUUCGGAAUGACCCAUGACAAUUGAAAUUAUCUGUAUGCGGUAUACCUCCUUUAAAUUAUUAACAUUCUUAGGUACUCAAAACUAUUAAAUAUAUUAUACUAAUUAUAUUAUAGAUAUGACUUAAUAGUAAAGAAAUAAAUUCAAGUUCUUAUUUUUACUACCUAUUUAUACUUGACUAAUUUAAUUAUCUUAGCGUUAUUAACGCCAUAUUAUAUUUAAAUGUUUAACAAUUUAACCUAUUCUAAUCUUUAACUCUAAUUACUUACACUAGGUUAUUUAUAAAAUGACAACAAGGUUAAUUAUAUUUUCUAGGUUAUUGUUGUAGUUACCUACAUUUUUUUCUUUUUUCUUUUUGUAAACUCAAUUUUUUUAAAUAACAAAUUGCCUAGUUUUCUAAUUCAAAAUUUGGUACUAGGUAUGUUUAAAAAUAAAAAAAAUAAAGUGAACUUUGGUCUAUAAUAUUUUAUAUAGACCUACCUAUACUUUUAAAAUUAAUUUUAUAAGUAGGCUUAUGUGUGACUACCUAUGUAGGUAUACAUAUUUAUGAAUUGUGCACUUCUUAACUAGUCAACCUUGACUUGGUGAUAUAUAAAUUUUAUAUUCUCUACUGCAUUCUGCUGAGAUAUGCGCCUAUAGAAAUGAAUACCGUUCUGUUAUAUAACGUGUGCAUUUCUUAGAUUAAUUUACACAUUAAAACUAGAUAGAAUUUAUAAACCAUGGGUUUUUAAUGACUGAACAGUAUAGAAUAUUACAAUACUGUAUUUUGAGAAUCAAUUAUUGACUGAAAACCAACUGUCUAAUAAUUGACAAUCACAGUUCUAUAAACGUCUAUGUUUUCUUAUCAUUUAAAUAAAACAGGUAUUGAUUAAAUAAGUAGGCACACAAAAAAUAUUUUAUUUAAUCUAAUUGAGUGGUGUUUAAAUUACAUAGGUACAUAAACAAUAUGUUUGUUUUAGAUGGGCUGAUAAACUCCAAUCUAUUGGUUCGGAUGGUAAACUACAUCCUUUCAACCAUCCUUUUGUUCAAUCCCUGACAAUGUUUCUCGGAGAAUUUUUAUGCUUGUUGUUUUUCAAAUUAGCAUAUAGAUAUCAUCUGAGAAGAGAAGUAAGUGUAAUUAUCUAAUUUAAUUUAUACAUUUCUAGUUUUUACAUGAUGACCUAUAAUUUGUAUGUUAAAUUAUUAUAGUUUCCCAUUGAAGAUAGCCCACUUGUUAAAGGUAACCAGCAAUUCAGUCCAUUUUUGUUCUUUAUUCCGGCAAUGUUGGAUAUGGUGGCUACUACACUCAUGUAUAUUGGCCUGACUAUGACUUAUGCAUCUAGUUUUCAAAUGUUAAGAGGUGCAAUAAUUAUUUACUUAUUGAUAAAUUUACCAUUGUUGAUAGUAAAUAUUAAAUACUUAUAACUAUGAAUAAUAUUUGGUUUCUUUUUACUUCAUUUUAGGUGCUGUAAUAAUCUUUACAGCAGUAUUUUCAAAAAUCUUUGUCCAUCGACAAGUAUCUGCACGUCAUUGGUUAGGAAUAUUCACUAUAAUUGUUGGAUUAGCUACAGUUGGUGUAUCAGAUUUGUUAUCAUCUGGAAUUGGUACCAAAUCUGCUGAUAUAAUUAUUCUUGGUAAUAAUAAUUAACAAACAUAGCAUAUUGAUGUUGUUUAAAAAAUUCAAAUAUACUCUAUAAUUUGCAUAAAUCAUAAUAAAAUAAUAUUUUUCAGGAGAUUCUUUGAUUUUAAUUGCUCAGAUUAUAACAGCUGCUCAAAUGGUGUACGAAGAGAAAUAUGUUGUUACAAAUGAUAUCCCACCAUUACAAGCUGUCGGCUGGGAAGGUACUAGAACUUAUUAUUAUUACAAGUAUUUAAAUAUUCAUUGUCUUACAGUCAAUAAUUUAAAAUUUGUGAUAUUUUUUUAAUCUUAUGUGCUUACUCAAAAUUAAUUAUGUAGAUUGAAUAUGAAGUAUCAAGAUCUGAUUUUGGAGUUAAAAACAAAUACAUAAUAUUUAGUACUUUUUGUUAAAUUAAUAUUAUAAACAUCUAUACUAAUUAUUUUAAUAAAUAUAUUUGUUUUUAGAUUUAAGUUAUUAUAACUUUUUUUAUCAGACUAUUUUUAAAAUGUUAAAUUUAUAUAGGUGUAUUUGGAUUCUUAAUGAUGGGUUCACUUUUAGUACCAUUUUAUUAUAUUAAAGUUGGCUCUCCUCUCGGUGAUGGUAACUCACGUGGUGUUAUUGAAGAUUUCCCUGAAGCUAUUACUCAAAUUAUGAAUAACAAAUUGAUUUUGAUUGCAUUGAUUGGUAAACAUUGAUUAUUAUUUUUUGCUUAGUCUGGUUUAUAAAUUAUUAAAAUAUGUUUUUAGGUAAUAUAAUAAGUAUUGCGUACUUUAAUUUUUCUGGUAUAAGUGUCGCAAAAGAAAUAUCUGCAACUACAAGGAUGGUUUUAGAUUCAGUUCGAACAUUCUUCAUUUGGACUUUCUCAUUGGCAAUUGGUUGGCAAGGAUUCCAUCCGCUUCAGGUAAUAAUUCAUUUUUUUUUUUUUUUUCAAAACACAAAAAUUUAUAUUUGACACAUUUUAUAUUAUAUUUAUACGGUAUCAUUUCAGCCUGUUGGAUUCUUGUUACUGCUUAUUGGCAUGUGUAUAUAUAAUAAUUUAUUGAGAGCUGUACCCAGAAGAUUGAGAACUGUUGUACACUAUCCAACAGAUGAACCUAUUAUUGGAGGUGAGCCUUAAAAACAUGCGCUUACUCGUGAAGGUUGUUCACACUUGACUACUAAUAUCAAAAUAAAGAGCUAAUAGACAAACUAAAUAUAACUGCAUUCAAAAUAAUUUGUUUUCUUUGCUAUAAUAUUUAAAAAUGUUAAAAAUUGUUACACUUAAUAAUUAUUUUAAAACCAAAAACCAUGAUUUGUCUAUUCUAUUGUGAAAAUAAAUACUCUUUAUUAAGUAUUAUGUAGUUUAGAAAAAAAUCUCAUAGUUGAACCAGACGGUAGUUUAUGUCAUUGUAACUCAUUAUUAACUUAAAAAUUAUAAUCUAUUAUUUGCUAGUGAUUAAAACAUAUGUCAAAUAUUAUGUUUAGAUAGAAUUGAUAUUAUUCUUUAAACCAAGUAAUUUUUUUUGUUUAGUACUUUUAUUAUUAUUGUUCCUUAUUUGUAUUUAAAUUAUAUGAUAGAUUAAAGAUAAUUGUUAUAUUUAGAACAAUGAAUGUUAAAUUAUUAUGAUUAAUUAUUGAUAUUAUUAGGUGUUUUUAACAGCAUUUUUUUUGGCACUAACAAUACUUAGAUACUUAAUAAUAUUGUUGAGUUGUUUUGUUGUAGCCCUAUUAUUAUGAUGUAAGCAUUAAAAUAUAUAUUUUUAUGAUAAAUAUAAAUGGGCUUAUAUAAUUACUUUAAAUUUGUACGCUUUGGUAUAAGGUAUUUUUUAAUACAAAUGUAAUAAAAUUAUGAAUUUUGGUUAAUACAACAAUCCUUCAUUUAUUGUUUAAUGUGCUACAAUCAAUUUUUUUUUUCUUAAACACAUUAGAAACUGGCAAAAAAUUGAAUUUUAAUUUAAAUUCUAACCUAUUAUUCAUUCAUUUAUUAUUUCAGAAUAAGAAAAAACGUUUAACAUUGGACUAGAAUAUGUAAUGUUUUGGUAUUCAGUAUACACUGUUUAUCUAUACUUUUUUAUUAUAUAUAAAACCAUUUGAUGUUUAUGUUUGAGUAGUCAUUGAGUUUACCAUUUCAUACCAAAACUUGAACUAUAAUUUUUUAAUUGAUAUAAUUAUUGUGUACACAUUUGUUAGAAAAAAAUACCCAACAACAAAAUAUUGAUUACGUAGAAAUAUUAUUCACAUUAUUACUUUACAUAUUUUACAUCAAUGUAAUCAAUAUUUAAUUAACAGUAUAUCUUAUUUGACAUUGUAUUUACACAUGUUAAAUAUACAAAAAAAAAAAAAAAAUGUGUCAUCAGAUAUGUUUAGAAAACGAUGGUAAUAUUAUUGCUGUAGUAUAAUAAUAAUUAUUAUAAUGUAAUAUAUUUCAUGGUAUUUAUGAUUUUUAAAAACAAUCAAAGUAAAUAAUUUGAGCACUAUAAGAUACUUUAACUUAUUUGAGUAUGUACAAAUGAUGUGUUAAAAAUCAAAAUUUUGGACUUUAAAAUACGACUGAUUUCUUUUUAAAUCUAUUAUUUAAUUUAUUUUAUUUUAAAUGUGGAUUUUUCACACCAUUAGUACCUACUUCCCAAGGUGGAAAUGUAUUACUAAGUAAAUUAAAAUAACAAAAAAUGAACUUACUUGUGUUUUUUUUUUUUUUUAAACAGAGUAUUGUGACAUUAUGUAGAUACAUACACAAUUUUUUGUUUUAUUAACUGUAAAUUUAAUAUUUUUAGAGAAUGCAUAAGUAUUAUAUAGACUAUAGAUAAGUAAAAUUUCUAAAAUCGAUGUUAACAUUAAGUCUUCUUCAUUCCAACUAUUUAGGGUCGGCCACCCUCAUCCUUAACUACCACUUGACCAGACUCCCUACAUUGUUCUUGCAUACACUCGCCGUCAUUGUAUCAUUCUCAAUCACAUCCAACCACCUCGUUUUUGGACUUUCUCUUCUCUUUAUCCCUAAAUUUAUUUUCAUUACAAUAUUAUAUAUCAUACAUACAUUACAUACAUAUUGAUAUAGCAACACGAUCAAUUGAGCUCCGCUCAGAAUCGUUUUUUCGUUAGCGAUAGUUGCGCGUUUGAACUGUUUACUCAACUAAAUACAAACGAUUGUAUGAAGUAGGUAUACAAUAAUCCAUUUCUCACAUA